AGAUAAUAAAUGUAAUAGUAGGACAUCAGGCAUAUAUGUUAUGUGUUCUCGUAAUAAGUAUCAGCAGAUAUGUGAAAUUAUUUGUCUAAAAAUUCUGCAUCCGAAUCUAUGAUAUUGAGCGUUAACAAUAAAAGUUACGAAGUAUGCAUGGAUUGACGACGAUUUGCUGGCUUCUGAUUGGCUGUGUCUUCGCAUCAUCGCAAUCGUCAGCUCAAGGCGACCGAUGGGUUUGGCGCCGAGUCAGAAGCCCUUCAACUGCAUUGGAACUUCCCUUCAAUCCGUUCGAGCCUUUUCUAUCUUCCGCUGACGAAGCGCGAGCUGCCAGCCCCCAAGCAGAAUCUGGUUCACCAAGAAUAGCUUUCUCGUCAACAGGUCCAGAAACGCUGGAGGCCAUCAACCAAAGAGGCAAUGUCGCUGUUCCGUUAUCAAGUAUUCCUGCAGAUAAUCCGGCAAUUGCGGUUCCCAUCUCAAUUUCCAAUCCGGAAACCUCCGGCAGAAACCGAAACCCAAUUUCUUCAGUUGAUCCACAAAGAGUGGUUCAGAAGAGUUUGGGUAUUGCCCAUUUCACCAUACCGCGUCAGCUAGGUAGACCGGUGACAGUAACAACCCCUACGUCUAAUCACCUGACAAUUGACAAUGAACCUCUCGUAUCUUCCUAUUCAUCGUUAGACGCUGAAGUUUCAGGUUUCAGGGGUUUUCAAAACUCUGGCAACCGCAAUGAGGAGCGAGCUCUCGUCAACCCUGCAGUUAGGAACGGAUUGAUAACGAUUCCUAUCCGUCCUCUUCCCAUAGACAUCUCCCAGUUACCUCUCGAAUCCAAUGAACGAGCUGAAGGAAUUAAAAAACUUUGGUCAUCAUUGACGAGUAGAACCGAGUUCGCUCAAAUAUUCGAGACACUCGCUGGAACAAGAAAUAACAACACAACUUCCAGAAACCGAGAUCAGGUUCAUGAUUCGGAAACUGAAAAUUCAUCCAUUCUACUCGAUCCUCAUAACUCAAUUAGCGAGUCUUUGAUUCGCGUCAUCAAUCCACCUCAGAUUCAACUCCAACAGCAAAUAUUAAAACAGCAGCUACAUCAGCAACAACUGCAGGAGCGGCUGCAACAAAGGCUGCAGGACCAAUUCGAGGCUGCGAUCCAACAGCAGGAGCUGAAAAAACAUUUAGAGAUCAAGAAACUCAUUAGAGAAAGAGAAGAGCAGCAACGUAUCGCCAUACAGCAGAAAGUGGCAGAAGAACAGCAGCGCAUCCAACAACGUGUGCAACGGGUCCUCCUCCAGCAACAACAAAAAUUACAAGAACAGCAAUUGCAAGAGAAGCAGAAAAUCUUGCAGCAGCAACAGGGACCACCGUUAAAUCAGCCAGCUGUUCAUCUCGAAGCUGAUGCAUCCCGCAUAAGUACUCAGACUCCAGGGCCUCUGAGCGUUGAGACCCAGAAUGCGGGUGCCGAGGUUGACGAAACCUUAAGCUCUGCAACUCAGAAUGCAGGGACCCAUAGUACAAGUAGCCAGAGUGGAACCAAGCCCGAAGACAUUAUUCGCCAGAGGCACCUAGAGCUUGUUGCAAGGCUACAACGUCAGAAAACCCCCAAAACAGAUAAAGAGAUCAACAGAACUAAUUCUCAACUCCUAGAACUACGGCGGCGUCUGCAAGAACAAGCACAACGUCAACAACUUCAAGAACAGCGCCAACGGCCAGCACAACGCACUACGGCUAUCAGCACUACAGACCCCUCACCGGAGACAGUAUCAACGUCAUCCGAAGUUUCGCUAAACGCCGUUUCAGCGGAGCGUCUGUCAAUCGUAUUCCCCCCUCGCCUGCCAUCUCCCUCUCGUCUCCUCGCCCUCCCCGACCCUCAGGUAUCAAGCCCUUCCAUAACAAUCACCACCAACAACACCACCAUCACCAACAACACCAACACCAUCACCACCACAACUAACAACAACAUCAGCGGUGUUGGUCAGCUGCUGCAGGCGACAGUUCGGUUUCCCCAGCGCGAAGGAUCUUUCGUUGUCAGAAAAAUCAGGCUACCCGGCAACUACAUCGUGAACGUCGUCUUUGUUCCGGACGAACGCACAACUCUUCCGCCAUCCGCUACACGACCGGAUAUCUCGGAAUCCCCGUCCGCGCUCCGUCUUUUCCAGAGUCAGGAGGUUCAACAAAAUGUGAGAGCUCUUAAGGAUAAGAACGCGGUGCUAGUGGUCGAAGAACUUGUCCGAGAUGGCAAGAACCUAUACCUGAUAAAUACCAUGGAGGGCGAGAGGGUGUAUCCCAAAGAACCCAAGAAGCAAACGGAUGAAGUAGAGGGCAACGUCUGGGCGGCCUUCGUUGGAGUUUUCAGUGAUGAAACAAAGAAAAAUUCCUCAAGAAACUCCUCUAAUCGAGAUGGAAUUCCGACAAUCAACAAUUCUAGUAACACCGCAGGUAUUUCCGCAGAAAGUUUGACUCCCAUCAUUAGGGACACAAGGACCCCUUUGGCCAAAGUAGGUUUUUCUCAGGUAGAACCACAGAAUUUAUCAGAACGACUAAUAACUGGAAACGAAUUUAGGAAUUUUCAAGCGCCCCAUGCAUUUCUCGUAAAGUUUACAGGUCGAGAAGACUACAACCCUUACCCCUCUCUGGACUCCAGUGGUACCCCACAGGAGAGGUUCAACCUGGUGAAUCAACCUGUACAACGUUUGCCAUCAUCUUCUGUCAGUACUCGUUUCUUCAACCCGUUCCAUGAGCCAGUCAGCAAGUCGGUUAGCAAAUCACUUCAAAUUGAAAACCAUGAAGAAAGCGCUUCCCUGGAACUUCAAAUUCCAGUGGAACCCCGAGGGCUGGAGUCUACGCAUUCCAGGUGGCCGUGGCCAGAUGAAGUGCCGGAAUCGCUGGACGAUUUUUUCGACGGUGGACCGAGCAAUUUCCGAACGACUCGUAGCUUAAGAUAGAUUAUAAGUAUAAUGGUAGGUAUAUUUGUACAAAAGUAGUUUAAGGUUACUUCUCCUUUUGUUCCUAUUGUUUCAUUUUUAGUGUCUUAUUUCCUGCACCCAAACAUAUAUUGUUUCUGACGAGAUAUAUUGUUAUGAUAUAUUGUUCUGACGCAAAAGAAAAGACUACCAAGGCCAGAUGAAGCAGGCGUCUAAUUAUUAUUAAAGUCCAUUUGCAGCAAGAUAAAAUCUGCUUAUGCAGUCGAUUUUUUUUAAUUUCAAAUUGAACCUGAUAUGAGAAAAGUUGAUUACUAUAUUCCCAUUUAUAAAUUAUCACGGUAUAAAACAUAUUCCUAAAAAGUGAUUUUAAAUUUUUUCCAUAUGAAGACCCCGACAUUCUCAACACUGUCUAUCGUAGUUGUAUUAAUUAGGAUCGAUCAUCUAACGCGCGAAAUAGAGGAAGAUUUAAAUAUCUUUUCGUGCAUUGGCACUACUACACUACAUAGUAUUACACUACAUACACUACAUAGUAUUACAGUUAUUGAGGAAUAAAAAAAAUGAGUUUUGUGACAAAAUUUUGACUUUCAACCAUUCAAAAAAAAUUAUGAUGCUUGUUGAUUUGAAUGCAACUGACUGUUAUUUGUUUUGAAUUUCGAAGUUCAAUUUCAUUGACAUUGAUAGGCGGUUUCUGCCCAAAAUAAAUUGUAACUUAUUUAUUUUGACUAAUUUAUUUUAUAUUUCAUAAU
Hyalella azteca is the source of this 3652-nucleotide messenger RNA. RefSeq names its product transcription activator MSS11-like. The record is from RefSeq and is a predicted model, not a curated record. The coding region runs from base 144 to 2927 and encodes 927 amino acids. The transcript has 4 exons. Lineage: Eukaryota; Metazoa; Arthropoda; Malacostraca; Amphipoda; Hyalellidae.